Molecule: messenger RNA, 2464 nt
Organism: Electrophorus electricus (electric eel)
Lineage: Eukaryota; Metazoa; Chordata; Actinopteri; Gymnotiformes; Gymnotidae
Gene: mdfic
Product: MyoD family inhibitor domain containing
Source: RefSeq, a predicted model, not a curated record
GUUUCAGUUCAACUUUCUUAGCGAACUAGCAAGGCGGUCUGAAACGUUAUGACAUAGGAUUUUUGUUGACUGGGACUACUUUUUGCAAAGGAUUUUUUUGCAUUUACUUGAACUUUUACAUCUUUUAUGUGGCGGUAACUCUGAAAUUUGGAACGGGACGCGAUUUACUUGGGAAAAGUCACACUUGGGUUGUUGGGGAGUUGACAUGUUUGAAAGUUUACGCUCUUCUGACAGGGCCAACGACUGAUUCAGGAGCCUUUUUCCCCGGGUGUGUACUGUGUCUUAACAAGAGUUCUGGCUCAUGUCCGCGGAGACAGUUUUACCUCCGGAGGGGCCUGCGGGGCCGGAGAAGCAACUCCAGCAGGAGCCCAGUCUGCUUCUGGCUAACUCACAAGACACAUGCCAGAAUGAUGCUAAUGAACCGUCCGACGCCAGAGAGACAACCAGGACUCCUUCCUCUAGAGAAAACUCUGAUGUCCAGGGGGAUAGGCUGGAAGAGAACCACUGUCAAAAUGACCUUGUAAAAUCUCAACCUCAGCCACUUCCUCACCCAGCAGCCUGCCUGCAGCAGCCUGGUGAGGGAGAGGCUGCCCGGCUGCAGGUUGGCCUCCACACAGGGCUCAGUAAUGGCCACGGGGCUGCGCAGCCUGCUGCUGCCUCGUCCUCCGAGCACAGGAAACACCCGUCCCCUGUCUCUCAGCGCAUGCAGAGGAAACUGCGCUCCAGCCUGUCUGUGAACAGUGACAGCAGCAGGAGGAGCAAAGGCAGUUCCACAGGCUCCCACAAACCCUCCUCUCCAGAGGACUGCUGCGUGCACUGCAUCCUGGCCUGCCUGUUCUGCGAGUUCCUGGCACUGUGUAACAUGGUGGUGUCGCAAGCUUCAUGCGGCGCCUGCACCUCGGAGGCCUGCUGCUGCUGUUGCUGUGCCGAUGACUUGGGCGAUGACUGCAACUGCCCCUGCGACAUGGACUGUGGCAUCAUGGAUGCCUGCUGCGAGUCGUCCGACUGCCUGGAGAUCUGUAUGGAGUGCUGCGGAAUCUGCUUCCCCACAUAAGCACCCCCCCCCCCCGCCCCCGUUCGCCUGUAGCUAGAACAGAUGUAGAGGGAGGGAGUUUGUGUGUGUGUGUGUUUGAGUGAAUGAGUGACAGAGGAAACACAUGCUCUAGUGUAAAAUGCAUGUCUUUUGCCUGCCUUGGGCAGAUGCUUUAAAAGCUUAAGAGGACAAACUACAUACAUGAAAAGACAAAUAUAAAACAUGUAUUGUAAUGAUUGUCACUUAUGCUAUUAACUUUGUCCGUAAACUUCCAGUUUUUAGGUAUUAUUGUUUCUGUAGGUUCUGUCCUAGUGCAGAGGUCCGUUAUGUUUUAUUUCUUGCUUAGUGUAAUUUUGCUUAGUGUAAUAGUCUGAUUUGCAUCUUGCAGAUGUUAUAAGUAUACAAUGACACUUCAAAUUACUGUGUCUGCUCUGAACAACACUGUAAUUUCGAUAGACACAUGACUCUUUCACACUGUCAGAGAUCAAGGCUUUGUGGGUGUUAUAUGGGAGUCUUAUUUUGGACUUAAAAAGAUUUGUUUUUGAAGUGAUGGCCUGUUUUUAAGGCCUUUUUAAAGCACUGUCUACUGUAGCUUGCUUUGUAUCAGGUCCAUAAAGUUAGAGGAUAAGUUAACCAUAAUUUGAAGAGAAUGACGGAAAGUUGCAGCAACCAAUUGAAAAAGGUAAAAAAAAAUUCUCAGAAUAGUAGUUAGGUGCAGAAACACUUUUGGUUUUGUAACAAGGCCUACUCCCAUUAACCUCAUCUAUUCAUCUCUUUGUCACAGUUUUUGAGGUUGCACUAAGAUUGAUAUCGGUUGAUGGAAGAUUUGGAUGAUCAGCAAUUGCCUAAAACUUCAGAAACAGCUAAUAAUCUGCAUCCAUUAUUUAAUGUCAAAAAUAAAGAUCCAUGAUGAUUUAGCCAUGGGUUCUACAAUAAGUAAUCUAGGAAUGUGAAUAAAUGUCAUAAAAUAAUCAUAUAAUCUUGCAUAUUAAGUAUAGUAAAAAUUACAGGAACUUAACCAUCAGUGUCUGUCUGUAGCAGUUGGUAAUUUUAAGUAUUAGAAAUCAGUAUUAGCCAGCCAUUUUCAAAGUUGUUGUUUUUUUUUUUCUCCAUUAGCUAGCUCUUAGAUUUAGUUUUCUUAGACACUGUGUGUGUGCUUGUGUGUGUGUUUGUUUAAACUAUAUGUGUCCUUUUUAAAUGUCUGCUGAUAUAACACCAAAGCACGUUCUCCUCUUUCCUAAAGUGCAUAUACUGGACAUAUUAUUCAAAACGGUCUACCUUACCAUUUGGGGUCAGUUGUACAUAUAGGCCUCAGUCUGGAACGCUGACAUUCAUUUUUGUUUUUUGUUUUUUCUUUUAUAGUAUGUUAUAAUCAUACUGAUGGUACGGCUUUUGUCUUUGUGAAACCAUCCAAUUCAUCUCUGUAAUACU